AAACUGUUGCUGUUACAGUCUCAGUGCGGCUUCAGGUGCGUUGGAGGUUGUGAGUGAAUUUACAGCGUCCUAAAUCUUCUCGCGGGAGAAACACGUGCAGGUGUGCGCUGACAGAGAGCGUCAUGUUCAAACGUUCACGGUGAUUCGACCCAUGAUUCCACACCAGGUCGCCCCAUGCCAGCCCGUAACCAUGACGACCACUCGCCCCCGUGAGCACCUCCAUCAACUGGUGACCGUUUGACUGGAUGCGUAACCCCGCCUCCGGUGAUGACAUGCACAGGUUUGAGGUUCUUGGGAUUGUUGGGGAAGGAGCUUACGGUGUUGUCCUGAAGUGCAGACACAAGGAGACAAAUGAAAUCGUGGCCAUUAAAAAGUUCAAGGACAGUGAGGAAAAUGAGGAGGUGAAGGAGACGACCAUGCGGGAGCUGAAGAUGCUCCGUACGCUCAAGCAGGAAAACAUUGUAGAGCUGAAGGAGGCGUUUCGGCGGCGGGGGAAACUCUACCUCGUCUUUGAGUAUGUCGAGAAGAACAUGUUGGAGCUGCUGGAGGACAUGCCCAACGGCGCUCCACCUGACAAGGUUCGGAACUACAUCUAUCAGCUGAUCAAAGCCAUUCACUGGUGCCAUAAGAAUGACAUCGUCCACAGAGAUAUCAAGCCAGAGAAUCUCCUCAUCAGUUCUGAUGAUGUGCUCAAACUGUGUGACUUUGGUUUUGCUCGGAAUCUCUCAGAGAGCAUUGAUGCAAAUUACACUGAGUAUGUGGCGACCAGAUGGUACCGUUCACCAGAACUGCUGCUGGGGGCUCCGUACGGUAAAGCGGUGGACAUGUGGUCAGUCGGGUGUAUUCUGGGAGAGUUGAGUGACGGUCAGCCUUUAUUUCCGGGUGAGAGCGAGAUCGACCAGCUCUUCACUAUCCAGAAGGUUUUAGGACCACUGCCACCCGAACAGAUGAAACUAUUCUACAAUAAUCCACGAUUUCAUGGGCUACGGUUUCCCUCAGUAAGUCAUCCCCAGACUCUGGAGAGGAGAUAUCUUGGAAUCAUCAACCCUGUCUUGCUUGACCUCAUGAAGAACCUGUUAUUGUUAAAUCCAAAUGAACGCUUCCUGACGGAGGGGAGUCUGAAUCACCACGCCUUCCAGACCAAGCGCCUGACGGAGCGACCCAGCCCGCUUACACCCACACCCGUCCGCUCCUCCAAAAGAAAACCUCUUAUUGACAACAGCGCCCCCAGCAGGGGCCAUGGGGUAAAGAGUUCAGGUCACCAUCGCUCCAAUAGUCGCGACUGCUCCAGUCUGCCACGCCACGGUCACGAAGACCUUCAUCCGCCCAGCACGGAGGCAUUCUUGAAUGGGUCAGUACUGAGCGCCAACAGCCUGAGUCCAGUUAUUCAUCCCAAAUCCUUUCAACCACUCAACCGCUCUGCAUCAUGCAGUAAAGACCUGGCGACACUGCAACACGCUAAGGAGGCCAAAUCUAAAGUCAGCGACUUUGACUUUGGAAAGCCGACGGACGGCCCUGGGCCGAAAUACCUGAAAUCAAACACACCUCGUUCCCAAAACCGCCACUCAUUCGUGGAGGGAAAGACUAGUACGUUGACAGGUGACAAGGAGAAACACAGUCGUCACGGUUAUGGCGACUCAUCUGCGACUUCGUCCUCGGGCGGGAAGGGGUCAUCAUACCUGAGUAUGUCGAAAAGUCACGGCGUGCUCAAUGACAUGAAAUCCGUGAGCAACCUCAGCGACAUGCGCCUGCACCCAGAAGAAACUGGUGGAUCACCGCGAUACUUCCCCAGCAGUUGCCUAGACCUCAACAUGAACUUGAACUUGCCGAAUCCAGGCAGUCCAUCGCUAAAACACAGCGACCGAUCCGGCCUCAGUCCUGCCUUGGGGCGUCGCAGUAAACUGGAGCGUGACGGAAGUGCAGUGGAGUCAUCUGUUCGCCGAUCCUCGACGCGGCAAAAGAGCCAACAGCAAAAUGACGGUAAUGCGGCUGAUGGGCUUGACCCUGGAGGUGGAGGAGGCAUUUCUAUCUCAUCACCCCAUGAGAUACCCUACAUCGUGGGCUACACCAGCCCGUUCUCCUCCCAACAGCGGCCGCACAGGCAUUCUAUGUAUGUGAAGCGGGAACGGGGGCGACCCCAUGGGGGUGAGGGGGGUGGGUUAACAGUAGGACAGGGGAUGGCCACCAGGGCCAGCAGUCUACAGCUCUUGACACCUCAGUUGCAGCAUCGGACUUUGCCAAGACAACUGGGCAGCUCUGUUUCACGGGAUGCGGGAUUAGACGACAUCAGGAGCGACCCCACGGCCGCUGAGGUCAGCCACACUCAACCUUUAAUCCGGGAGUCCACACGGGACAACACAGCUGCCUUUCACACACCACGGCAAAAAAGCGAGGGAGGUGUGUAUCAUGAACAGCUUGUGGACGACAAUGGAUCAGCCAAAGAGAACCGCACGAUGUACAGCGAAUCUGUUCCACGCCGGGUCGGGAGCUUCUACAGAGUGCCGUCACCCAGACCUGAUAACUCCUUCCUAGAAGGUUCAGGGGUCACAAUGGACAGCAGCCACAACAUACACCAACAACCCUAUGACCCCUGGGCGGGGUCUGAGCCGCUGGACAUGGGUCCACCAGAACCGUCCAAAGAGAAGGAGAAACAUGGAUUCUUCAGAUCCAUGAAGAAAAAGAAAAAGAAGACACAAAUUACAGACGCUGGUGACGAGCGAGUUCCUGUCAUGAGGAAACCUCUUUUUCCUCUUUGUCUCUCUCAGAGGAGCUUCACGAGCAGCUCCUCUGAGAGAAGAUGCCCUCUAGUGGCCCCACCAAUGGUGGCGAGCGAAGGGCUGGAUCAGGCGUUGAUGCAUAAAUCAUUGCGGUCGCACAGUCAUCAAGGCAGCAGACAUCGAACGCGGAGCAGAGAUAGAGAACUCAGCCGAGACAGGGAGCAAGAUCGCGACCAAGAUCAGGACAGAGAACGCGACACGGACUGGCCCACCGAGAGAACACCUGACACUCACUCACAGCCUCUCAAGUCUUUGCGGAAACUUCUUCAUCUCACGUCCUCCUCCUCAAACCAGACCUCCGCAGACCUACAUUACGCCCUGCCACCUCAGUCCUCCUCUAAAGGCAGCAGUUUUGUGGAGUCUCGUGGUCACGGUGGCUCCAUGCAGCCCAAAAGCCGCCAGGCUGCGUAUCCGGGCUCUGGGCCCCUGGAGUCCACCUGGCACUCCACCGCUCUGGGUCGGCCUGAGGGAAACCCGUAUUCCGAACAGCUGACCUCCAAAUCAGGUCCCAAUGGCUUCAGUCGUCACUUUCGCUCACGUUUGCCAAACCUGAAUGACCUUAAAGAGACUGCGCUGUAAACCUGACACACAGCACCCUCUAAUGGACCUUUUCAUCUUAUACAUUAAAGGAACAGAUCACCCAAAAAUUAAACUUCUGUUCAAAUUUACUCCCCCUCAUGUCUUUGCAAACCAGUAUGAUUUUAUUUAUUCUGUGUAACACGAAUAACAAGACUGUUAGGUAGACUGUUAGCCUCAGUCACUCAGUCGACAGUGAAAGCGAAUGGUGACUGAAGCUUUCAUUCUGCCUAACAUCUCUGGUUUGGAUGUAAGAAAUUAAAGAGAGUAAAGAUAAUGACAGAAUUUUCUUUCUUGGUUGAAGUUUCCCUUUAAGGUUAGGCCUAUAUGUCUCAAUCUUUAUUUUUGUUGUUUGUAAGUUUUAAUAUUUAAUAGCUCUUCUUAUAUUAUUGUAUUUACUGUAUGUACAUUAUAGUUUUUUUUUGUUAUUGAAAACUACAGUCUUUAGAAGAAGAUUAUAUAUCUACAUGUACAUGUAAAUAUAUAAAUGUAUAGCACUGUAUGUGCAGGCUUUAGUUUAUACUCUGGUUGUAGUAUAUAUUAUCUGAUUCUUCAUAGUAACUCAUAUUUGGCUAAACGGUUCAAAGGAUUAAUGUAUAGAUGACAGUAUUUACAUUUAUAGCUAUAGAAUAAGACUACAGUUUAUUUUAUGACUUAUUUGAGUAAUUUCUGUUUACAAUGCUGUGGAAAUCAGUAGAUAUUAAGAAUAGUUAACAGUAAGAAUGCGCGCGUGUGUGUGUGUGUGUGUGUGUGUGUGCGCGCGGGAUUAUAUGUACGUGUGCUUCCCAGAUAGUGCACAUACGUUGCUGGGAUGUUUGCAAAAAAGUGGAUCAUCUGGAAAGCAUUGCAUUCUGUUUUAAAAUUUAUAUUUUAUCAAUUCAUAAAAGGUGCUGUAAACGGGGGGCCUGGGUAGCUCAGAGAGUAUUGACACUGACUAUCACCCCUGGAAUCGCUAGUUCGAAUUCAGGGCGUGCCGAGUGACUCCAGUCAGGUCUCCUAAGCAACCAAAUUGGCCCAGUUGCUAGGGAGGGUAGAGUCACAUGGGGGUAACCUCCUCAUGGUCGCUAUAAUGUGAUUCUCACUCUUGGUGGAGCAUGUGGUGAGUUGUGCGUGGAUGCUGUGGAGAAUAGCGUGAAGCCUCCACACGCACUAGGUCUCCACAGUAACGCGCUCAACAAGCCACAUGAUAAGAUGCGCGGAUUGACGGUCUCAGAUGCGGAGGCAAAUGAGAUCUGUCCUCCGCCGCCCGGAUUGAAUCACUACGCCACCACGAGGACUUAGUGCAUUGGGAAUUGGGCAUUCCAAAUUGGGGAGGGAAAAAAAGGUGCUGUAAGCUUUUUUUUUUAUUAUUGUUAAGUGAAAUUCAGAAAAUGUUCCAAUUUCCUGCUAGAUAUCACUGAAAAAGGUGCCACAAAAUAUCACACCAGUUGCUGUGACUGUAAACAGCGGGAAAAAAUGGAAUUGGUCUUUGGCCAGUAAUGAUGCCCGAUUCGUGAAUGAAUUCUUUAAAUGACUCGAUCGAAUCAAUUAAUUAAGCUUUGGUAGAUCACCCAACUGUUACCCAGAUAGCAAAAUAGCUUUGGGCCAAAUUUGGCAACAUAAGCAGUGAGUUUGGCCCACAUACCAUGUGGAAUUAUGGUCUAAGAUUUGCCCAAAAUUCACUUGCCAACCUAAACCAGACUCCCAACAGAAAACUCGACCACAACAUUCCUGUGUCCCAUUUUGCCAGAAAGCAGCCAUUAUUGGGCCACAACUACACCAGAAUGCUUCGAUGUCAGCUAGAUAACAGCCAUAACAUUACCAAGCCCCAUAUCUAAUGUAAUUUAUUUAUAUUUGAUCAAAUAAAUGGCAAAAAAGACAGAAAAGAAAAAUGAAACGGGAAACAUUUAUAUGAUUUAUAAUUAUACAAUAUAGUAAUAAACACUAUAUAAUCACAAUUGGCAGCACUAUUGUUAGUGAUGUUCUUAAAAAUUGUUGUUAACAGUAAUGUUGGAACAAUAAACUAUAUCGCUAUCUGCAUGACCUAAUAGGGAAAAUGCUGCAAAAAAUAGCAAUUUUAAUAAAACAUUUUAUAAGUUAAAUGCUAUGUGGAGACUUCACAGCACGCUUGAGAGAUGACUCGGUUGUGAAUUGAUUUUUGAGCCGGUUAAAUUAAACGAAUCAGCCUAACGAACCAAUUUGCAAAAAUGAGUGUGCAGAUUCACUGUUUAACCAAUCAGACAACUGUGAGGCGCUUUCUGUCUAUUAAAGGUAUAGUCAAAAAUCAUAAUUCUCUAAUCAUUUACUCACCCUCAUGUGAUGUGUAUGACUUUCUUCAGCAGGACACAAACAAAGAUUUUUAGAAGAAUAUUUAAGCACUGUAGGUCCUUACAAUGCAAGUGGAUGGUGAUUAGCAAUUUUAAGCGCCAAAAAGCACAGACAAUUGUAGUAAAAUAAUCCAUAUGACUCCAGUGUUUAAAUUAAUUUCUUCUAAAGCGAUACGAUCGCUGUGGGUGAGAAACUAUGGAGCUACUUUAAUGACAAAAAGAUUCCCACUACUUAGUAGGUCCUCAUGGUGGCGCAGUUACACUCCUCAAUCCGUGUGGCGGAGGACAAGUCUCAGUUGCCUCCACUUCUGAGACCGUCAGUCCGUGCAUCUGAUCACGUGAUUCGUUGUGUAUGACUCUGUGGAGACUCACAGCAUGUGGAGGCUCAUGCUACGCUCUGUGAUCCACGCACAUCUCACCACAUGCCCCAUUGAGCGAGAACCACUAAUCGUGACCACAAGGAAGUUACCCCAUGUGACUCUACUCUCCCUAGCAACUGGACCAAUUUGGUUGCUUAGGAGUCACUCAGCACGUCCUGGAUUCGAACUCACAACUCCAGAGGUGGUAAUCAGCGUCAAUAUUUCUGAGCUACCCAUAGCCAUAUUUUAUGCCUCUUUAAUGUUUUUUAUUCGUGUUUUUUUUCUGUCAAAAUGACGGUCAGCAUUUGCAAUUAUCCGUCAAUGUUUUAACAAAGAGCUCCGUUCUCUAUGCUGUGUUUGAAAUAACAUCUGAUUGCGAUCUGAUGUGGAUCUUGAUCACAGAAUGAGGCAGAAAUAUAUCAUUUAUAGUUUCACAUGCGAUGCUAAAUGCUACGCAUGCUAACCAUUUCUUUAAUAAAUAUACUUUAUUCUAAUAAAAAUACCAGAGACCGCUUUAAGAAAAUAGAUAAAUGUCUCACGCAAGGAGAACGCUAACCUAUAAAUAUUAAAUUUGAGAUUUCCUUACCUCUGUGCGCUUCAGCUUCCUUUCGAAUGGUGACCUCUUGCAGCCCCAACCACGCCAGAAACCUGUAGUAGCUCUGUGAUUGGCUAAAAUCUUCUUGUCAUUAAUCUAGCUCUAUAAGAAUAAGAUCAAUAUUUAAGCUCUUUUCCCUAUUAUUGUUUACUUCCGGUCGCUCUCAGAGGCCUGUCCAAAACGGGACUCGGUUACAUCCGCCUCUAGCGUGGCAUAAGCGUGCUGGCAUGUUCAAAUGAAAGCAAAACCAUUGAAGGUUGUGAACAGCGUUCUCUUGCAAACAAACCGAGCUGCAUUUCCGAUUGUAUCUUGUCAGUUCACUCGUGAACAUGCCAGCAUGCUUGUGUUACGCGAGAGGCGGAGGGAACUGAGUCCCGUUGUGGGCAGUCAUCAUAGAGCGACCGGAAGUAAACAAUAAUAGUGAAAAGGACUUAAAUAUUGAUCUGUUACUCACCCAAAGCAAUCAUAGCUCUUUAGAAGACAUUAAUUUAACACUGGAGUCGUAUGGAUUACUUUUACAACAUUUGUUUGUGCUUUUGGAGCUUGAAAUUGCUAAUCACCAUCCACUUACAUUGUAUGGACCCACAGAGCUGAGAUAUUCUUCUAGAAAUCUUCGUGUUCAGCAUAAGAAAGAAAGUCAUAUACAUCUGGGAUGACAGGAGGGUGAGUAAAUGAUGGGAGAAUUUUCAUUUUUGGGUGAACUGUCCCUUUAAACAUUCACGUCAG
Molecule: messenger RNA, 7339 nt
Organism: Xyrauchen texanus (razorback sucker)
Lineage: Eukaryota; Metazoa; Chordata; Actinopteri; Cypriniformes; Catostomidae
Product: cyclin-dependent kinase-like 5
Exons: 19
Coding region: 246-3356 (1036 amino acids)
Biological process (GO): positive regulation of axon extension; regulation of dendrite development; protein phosphorylation
Cellular component (GO): dendrite cytoplasm; nucleus
Molecular function (GO): ATP binding; protein kinase activity
Source: RefSeq, a predicted model, not a curated record